Messenger RNA from Saccostrea cuccullata (small rock oyster), 3049 nucleotides. RefSeq lists its product as uncharacterized. Gene Ontology annotation, cellular component: membrane. The record is from RefSeq and is a predicted model, not a curated record. Gene Ontology annotation, biological process: proteolysis. NCBI's taxonomy places the organism in Eukaryota, Metazoa, Mollusca, Bivalvia, Ostreida, Ostreidae. Gene Ontology annotation, molecular function: zinc ion binding; calcium ion binding; metalloendopeptidase activity. The coding region runs from base 147 to 2897 and encodes 916 amino acids. The transcript is spliced from 25 exons.
AGUUUGCGUUCGUUCUGGCAACGGUGUCUUGGUUUUUAGGACAAGAAGUCGUUGGAGGCCUUUCCCGUGAUGCCCGUCUUAAGGUUGACGAAGAUCUGUUGGGUUUAGACAAACGAAUAGAUGACUUCAAACCAUUAAAUUUGUCAAUGGGACGGCGCAGUGAAACACCAAAGGACGAGGAUAUUUACGGACAGACUGUUGUUAUCAAUGGUAAUGAAUACAAGCCCAAUAUUAAUCUUAACCAAAACCCCAUGGACCUGGAACAGAGACAAACUAAAGAAAAAGGUGAUCUGAAGGGGAACAUAGGAAAAAGAAACUUUGAAGUUGAUUUCGUUAAGAAGUUGUGGCCGAAUGGCAAAGUUCCGUAUAUUAUUGAAAAAGCAACUUUUGGAGACAAUUACAACAAAGCCAAGGCGUUAAUCGAGGAGGCGGCGAAGCAGUUUAAAGACUAUACCUGUGUGAACUGGGUACCUAGAGCAUCCGGGGAUACUCAUUAUGUUCAGUUCAUUGGAAAUGACUACGGAUGCUGGACCACGGUUGGUUACCGUCCCUAUCCGUACAAAACACAACUCAAUCUCGAUGCAGGAUGUUUAGAGAUUGAGUCAGUGCUCCAUGAAAUGUACCAUGUUAUUGGCGGGAAUCAUGAGGUGCAGCGAAUGGACCGGUCGGAUCACCUGACUGUCCUAUGGAAGAAACUGAAAGGUUUUAACAUGGAUCAAUUUUAUGCCAACAAAAAUACACGAAACCGAUUCCCUUACGACUACCAUUCCGUCAUGCAGUACCGAUUGAGUACAUUUCCUACAUUUCCGAAGGAAAACACCAUUGAACUGCCCGAUCCCGAUUUAAACUAUUUAGUAGAAAUACCCAAGAAAGGAUUAUCUUUUCUGGACAUAGCGGAAAUAAACGACGGUUAUCAAUGCACAGAGAGUUGCACGAUUAAAUGCCAUAAUGGCGGGUUUCCUAUUAAGCCCGUAGGGGCCAGCUGUAAAUGUCAUUGUCCGUCAGGAUUAACAGGCGCAGACUGUACAGGGGUGGAAAACAGCCAUAAUUGCGGUGAGGUUAUUCACUUACAACCCGGGAAGGCUCAGGAUAUACGGAUCAGUGAAUAUCAACAGGGCCGGGAGUGCACCUGGAUAAUACUGGGAAACCCUGGUUCCAGAAUACGUGCUAUUGUGAUGUCAAUGUCGCUACCUUACAAAAAAGAUGAAAACACUUGUGAGCACUGGCUAGAGUUCCGUGACUACCAUAUUGGAACCCCGGGGAAGAAGUUAUGUGGCAGCAUACAGGGAGAUGGUGACUUUAAGUCAUACAAGAAAUAUUUGGUUGGCAAUCCAGCGAUGAUGAUGAUGAGGUUCAAUACAAAGAAUCAGAUUCCUUCUACCGCAGACAGAUACGUCACAGUUAACGUCAAGGCUUUGGCGUCACAGUGUGUUUCUUCCCCGUGUAAAAAUGGCGCCGAUUGCCAGGAAAAUCCUGUUGACUGGUCUUACGUUUGCUACUGUGAAAAUGGAUUUUCAGGAAAAAAUUGCGACGAGUUUGCAGACAAUGGCCAUAACUUCUGCGACUUUUCCAAGGAGCUGAAAUCUUGCAUUCUAAGUCAGGAUGUAGAGGAAUCAGAGUAUUUAUGGAAAUAUGCUGUGUUUAUCUGCUACGACCGUGGUUGUAAUAGAGGCGUAUACACAUAUCAAGGGAGAGAAAACCAGUUUUUGAAAACAAACCCAGGCUACGGAAACAGUGCACUAACCAGGAAAUCGUCAGUUCUCAUAACGACCGCCAAGUUUACAGAAAAAGACCGUUGUUUGACAUUCGAUUACAACAUGGGGAACUACUCAAGGGGAGAUGGAAGCCAGACCAUGGCCCAAAUUUACAGACAGGGGGAAACUAGUGAGGGCUUUACAGAGCAACAACUCUGGGACCUGUCUUCCACAACCAACUACAAAUGGAUGAAAGCCGCCAUUAACAUCCGUAAAAUUAAGAACCUGAAGAUUAAGAUUAAGGGUAUAUUUGGUUCCCAGGAGCUUGGAAUUGAUAAUAUGCUACUUCGUCCAAGCUUGUGUACCGAAACUGUCUGUAACCCAAAUCCUUGUAUCAAUGGCGGGUCCUGUCAGUCAAAAGGAAGUCCAGCAACGCAUUACUCCUGUGCAUGCCUAGCUGGAUACACAGGAAUUAAUUGUGAAAAACCUGCGGCCUGUCAUCCAAACCCCUGUCAGUAUGGCGGGACGUGUACAGCGAGUGGUUCCGGUUUCCUUUGUCACUGUCCUCUCGGUUUCUAUGGCGAUAGAUGUGAAAAAAACAACUUAGAUCCGUGUUUGUCCCACCCAUGUCAAAAUAAUGGCGUGUGUAAAGCUGCCAAGGCCUCUGAUGGCGUGGCGUUUACAUGUACCUGUCGGGAGGGGUACACUGGGGUCACGUGUGAAGGUUACGCCUGUACCUUCGAGACGGACAAAGUUUGUUUUCUCCACAAGAUGUACGAAACAUUGCAGUGGGAGCGACACGAGGGUCCAACUCCCAGCCCUAGUACAGGACCGAUGAAGGCAGCCGAGGGUCGCUUUUAUAUGUAUCUGGAAGCAACUAAUGCCAAACAACACGACCUUUCACGGCUUUCCCACCUCGCAAGCCACAAAGAAGAUAAAACAUAUUGCCUGCAAAUGCAGUAUUCCUUGAUUGGUGAGGACAUAGGCGAAUUGAUUGUUGUUGAGUUCGAUUAUGUAAACUGGAAGAACAAUAUCAAAGUCAGAAAAACCGGGCAGCAGUUAGCGGGCGAAUGGUUGUACCUAGAAACGGAUGUAAAACUCAACGCUAACACUUACCUGCUAAUUUAUGGAAUUAUUGGAUCGGGUUAUCGAGGAGACAUCGCCAUAGACGACGCAAAACUGUUUCCAUACCCCUGUCCAUAGGAACUACGGAUGUACAGUGACACUUGAUUUUGUUAACGCCAGGAAACCCUCUAUUGUCAUCCCCCUGGACAUAGACUUUAUUAUUUGAUUUCAACUACAUGUAUGAAAAGGGCGUGCCCUGAUUAUAAACUUUAAGGAACUUAAAAUACUUA